AUGUCUCGCGGCAGCUCAUGGAUACCUCAUAGGCAUCAUCAUAAGGAUGAUGUACAUGUGAAUGAGACCAAGAACGCUGUUGCCAUGCAAGUUGACAAUGAUGAUCCCGACUGCAGUAUGAGCGUCGACUGUGAAUUUAAUAAGGGUCAGACUGACCUCAUUCAGAAUACUCUUUGA
Messenger RNA from Perkinsus marinus ATCC 50983, 177 nucleotides. RefSeq lists its product as hypothetical. Lineage: Eukaryota; Perkinsozoa; Perkinsida; Perkinsidae. The transcript has a single exon. The record is from RefSeq and is a predicted model, not a curated record. Bases 1 to 177 code for a protein of 58 amino acids.